Molecule: messenger RNA, 778 nt
Organism: Talpa occidentalis (Iberian mole)
Lineage: Eukaryota; Metazoa; Chordata; Mammalia; Eulipotyphla; Talpidae
Gene: SPMAP1
Product: chromosome unknown C17orf98 homolog
Exons: 3
Coding region: 257-721 (154 amino acids)
Source: RefSeq, a predicted model, not a curated record
UAAAAGCAGAAGCUGGGCACGCACACUGCCCGCCUUCAGGAGCCCCUUCAACCUCCUAGGCCUUUCAUCAUCACUCUCCACCUGGUCACCUCACCUCAGGGCAGUACUAGCAAUUUUCCCCGCCAACCUAAGGACCUCCCAGGUCAAAGGGGACAAUAAGGUUUGCGCCUAGAUUCCACGUAAUAAUGCGCAGGGAGCCCCCGCCUGGGGCCCUCCAUUCUCACCCGGGAGGCCCUCAGAAGCAGCAGCGGUUGGGAUGGCGUACCUGUGCGAUUGUCACUCACGGCUGGAGAAGGGCUUCAUCUUGGAUGGGGUGGCCGUGAGCACCAUGGCCCGCAACUAUGAGCACCUGAGGCCUAAGCUCUGGUCAGCGAUUCCGCCCUACAACGCGCAGCAGGACUACCACGCCCACCGGUACUUCCGGAGCCACGUGGUUCCGCCGCUGCUGCGGAAAACUGAGCAGGAUCACUGCGGUACAGGAAGGGACGGCUGGAUAGUGGAUUAUUUCCACAUCUUCGGACAAGGCCAGAGAUACCUCAACAGGAGAAACUGGGCAGGGGCAGGGCAUUCCGUCCAUCAGGUGAGCGGGCAUGACCAGUACAAUGCUGAUCUGAAAGCUGUCAAGGGGUUCAACGGUCGGUUUGGCUAUCGCCGGAAUACCCCAGCUCUCCGCCUGCGCCCAUCUGUCUUUGGAGAGGUUACCCAGUUCCCUCUCUUCUAGCAGCAUAUCUUCCUUUCACACCCCUCAACCUGAAUUCAUAAGACAUGUUUAAAUGAA